AUGCCGACCCUUGAUGAGACAGAUGAGACGUAUCGGAAAGUAUGGAACAGUUCUUCGUUUACGUCCUUCUUGAUGCUCGAUUACCUUCGCUCCCUUGGCCAGACGAGCUGGUCGGAUUUCAUUUCGUCGAAAGCCUUCAAUGCUCCGUUGAAGGGUCGAAUUCGGACCAUUGUGGACAGUUUGCCGGAAGCGGCGAUUGAUAAUAUAUGCAAGACUGGCUCGGGAAGGUGCACAACGUUUACGUUUACAGUGAUUCGAAAUAUGAGCGACGGGGGUAGAGACUUUAUGAUGGCAGGUAGAAGAAAUCAUAGGGCAACCUUCACAACGGAUGGGGUUGUCGUAGAUCCCAGCGCCUGCAAAGUGUUCAAGCUUGUUGAUUCUGAUAUGCAUACUGCACCGGAUAAAAGAACAUGGAUGAUGGAAAAUAUUGAAUCGGAUACUGCAAAGCUAUAUUACACACCCAAUAUCGACGAAAACGAUGUUCACUGGGAAGGCUUCAACCGAUUUGAGUCUCACUAUGAUGGCAUGAAAGUAUGUCUUAAUCAGCUACUGACGGCGAAUAGUUUUGUUCUCUUGUUCCGUUCAUGUAUGGAAGACGGGACGCUCAAGUUUGACGGAAUGUUGCGCUGGAUUCCGAAGGACAAUGUCAUGAUUUGGACGGAGGAUAUAGAGCAUCAAGGCAGUAUUUGCAGAAAGACCAGCUGA
Microsporum canis CBS 113480 is the source of this 705-nucleotide messenger RNA. RefSeq lists its product as uncharacterized. NCBI's taxonomy places the organism in Eukaryota, Fungi, Ascomycota, Eurotiomycetes, Onygenales, Arthrodermataceae. The record is from RefSeq and is a predicted model, not a curated record. The coding region runs from base 1 to 705 and encodes 234 amino acids. The transcript is spliced from 3 exons.